Messenger RNA from Talpa occidentalis (Iberian mole), 1941 nucleotides. Its product is annotated as steroid 21-hydroxylase. The transcript is spliced from 10 exons. Gene Ontology annotation, molecular function: iron ion binding; heme binding; steroid 17-alpha-monooxygenase activity. The record is from RefSeq and is a predicted model, not a curated record. The coding region runs from base 1 to 1455 and encodes 484 amino acids. Gene Ontology annotation, biological process: hormone biosynthetic process; progesterone metabolic process. Lineage: Eukaryota; Metazoa; Chordata; Mammalia; Eulipotyphla; Talpidae.
AUGCUGCCCCUCGGAGUGCUGCUGCUGCUGCUGGUCCUGCUGGCUGGCACCCGCCUGCUGUGGAACCAGUGGAAGCUCAGGAGCCUCCACCUCCCCCCUCUAGUCCCUGGCUUUCUGCACCUGCGACAGCCUGACCUCCCCAUCUAUCUGCUUACCCUGACUCAGAAGCUCGGGCCUAUUUACAGACUGCGCCUUGGGCUGCAAGAUGUGGUGGUGCUGAACUCUAAGAGGACCAUCGAGGAAGCCAUGGUCAAGAAGCGGGAGGACUUUGCCGGCAGACCCCAAAACCCAUCUUACAGGAUGAUGCCACACUACUCUGAGGACCUCGCGCUGGGGGACUACUCCCUGCUCUGGAAGGCCCACAAGAAGCUCACCCGCUCAGCCCUGCUGCUGGCUAUGCGCAGCUCCGCGGAGCCCCUGGUGGAGAAGCUGACCCAGGAGUUCUGCGAGCGCAUGCGAGCCCAGGCGGGCACCCCUGUGACCAUCCAGAAGGAAUUCUCUCUCCUUACCUGCAGCGUCAUCUGUUACCUCACCUUUGGAGACAAGGAGAAUACGUUAUCACAUGCCUUUUACAACAGUGUUCAGGACUUGAUGGAAACCUGGGACCACUGGUCUGUCCAAAUUUUGGAUAUCUUUCCUAUUCUCAGGUUCUUCCCCAACCCAGGCCUCUGGAGGCUGAAGCAGGCCGUGGAGAAAAGGGACCGCCUUGUAGAGAAGCAGCUGAUGCAGCACAAGGAGAGCAUGGUGGCAGGCCUGUGGAGGGACUUGAUGGACUACAUGCUGCAGGGGAUAGGGGAGCUGCGAGAGGAGAAUGGCCCUGGACACCUCCAUGAAGGGCACGUGCACAUGUCUGUGGUGGACCUUUUCAUCGGUGGCACGGAGACCACAGCGAUCACUCUCUCCUGGGCUGUGGUGUUCUUGCUUCAUCACCCUGAGAUUCAGCAGCGGCUGCAGGAGGAGGUGGAUCGAGAGCUGGGCCCCAGCGCCUCAGGCUCCCGAAUUCCAUACAAGGACCGUGCACGGCUGCCCUUGCUCAAUGCCACCAUCGCUGAGGUGCUGCGCCUGCGGCCUGUGGUGCCCUUGGCCUUGCCACACCGUGCUACACGGUCCAGCAGCAUCCUCGGCUAUGACAUCCCCAAAGGCACAGUCAUCAUCCCCAACCUCCAAGGUGCCCACCUGGACGAGACUGUCUGGGAGCAGCCACAUGAGUUCCGGCCAGAUCGCUUUCUGGACCGUGACCCAAAUCCUAGUUCGCUGGCCUUCGGCUGUGGGUCCCGCAUAUGCCUGGGGGAGCCGCUGGCACGCUUGGAACUCUAUGUAGUGCUGGUGAAACUGCUCCAGGCCUUCACGCUGCUGCCGCCCGAGGGCGCCCUGCCCUCCCUGCAGCCCCAGCCCCACUUAGGCACCAACCUCAAGAUCCAGCCUUUCCAGGUGCGGCUGCAGCCCAGGGGGUAGAGGGGCUUGGACCCGGGGGAGCACCGGUGACAGCGCAGGACACACACCUUCCUCAGUUUCUCCUUUUAUUGCUCCCACACAAACCCCUCCCCUCCCCCCUGUAAACAUAGUGCUGUGAGAUCGUGGAGAAGGCUCCAGUGGCUGGGUGCUGAAGGUGGCCCCUGGCUCUUCUCUGGGCGCGACCCCUCAGUGCGCGGCAGUCAUACGGGGGCGCGGGAGCCGCGAGCAGCGCUCAGUCUCCCUGGGCUGGAGGCUGGUAGUUUCUUGGUCUCAACUUCAUUUCCGUGAAGGGCACAGAGAACUCAAAGCCCUUCCAGUAGUACCAGCUCACUCCCUGGGAAGGGUGUCGUGGAGAGAGUGUCAGAGCCAGACCUGCUCUCUGCUCCCCCCACCCUGCUCCCUCCAUAGCCCUCGACUGCAGAGGACAGAGGCUUAGCCGGGAGCUGUCCCUUUCCAUCCAAUAAAUUGUCUCCUCCGUGACAUACC